Lingula anatina is the source of this 6963-nucleotide messenger RNA. RefSeq lists its product as uncharacterized. Gene Ontology annotation, molecular function: protein binding; calcium channel activity. Lineage: Eukaryota; Metazoa; Brachiopoda; Lingulata; Lingulida; Lingulidae. Gene Ontology annotation, cellular component: membrane. Gene Ontology annotation, biological process: detection of mechanical stimulus. The record is from RefSeq and is a predicted model, not a curated record.
ACGUCCCUGUGGCCCUUUUCAAGUUAAAAUACCACAUCCUGAUAGCUCAUCCUGGCACAUUCAGCUUCGUUGUCGCAAUAUUCAUGACGUCAUAAUGCGAGCAGACAAAUCAACGGGAAAGGGAAUGGCGGAAGUCAACUCGCUUUUCUCCGUUCGAUUAUAGAUUUACUGCGAUACGAUAAGCGUUUUAAGAUUGCGAAUAGACUUUAUAUGCUCUUUUAUACAUGUAUGUUAUAUAGAUCAACCGACAUAAAGAAGAAUCUGAUGUUAUAUACAGUGAAAUGAAGACCGUAACCCAGAUGAGCGCCAGAGUCAGCUGUUUGUUGACAUUUGUCAUGUUGGUGCUAAGUGUGCGAGCGGGGGUUGGUAUGCCAACAACAAUUUCCCAACUUGUGAACAACCAAGUGGAGCGCACAAUGUUGGGUAUGAGUACUUCCACUGUAAGUUACAACCUACCUCCAAUACAAGACACAGAAACAUCUGCUGAAGCUCCUACACCUCAAACAGCAUCAAGUUCUUAUGAAUACCAAGCUGAAUUCUACAAACUGGUAGGAGCCAUUGGUUCUUUGGUUAGAAAUGCUACUGACUGGAUUAAAUCUGCCUCGCAGCAGCUAUACCAGUGGGACAUCAGUAGUGAAAAGAAAGUGGCUAGAAAAUUUAUGCUAUCAGUGGAGACACCAACUACAGUGGAACAAGUAAUGACCUUAAGUGUUUCCAGAAGAAUAUUUAAACCUGUAAGGAAAAAGUCAAAACAUCAACCAUUGAAAUUUAGAGGAUUUAGUUGGCUCACAGAAACUUCUAACAGUCUAGACAGCCAGAUAUGGAGCACCAGAGCAGGCAUGAGCACUUCCACAUUGAAUUACGACUUUACAUCUGAAAGUGCCCAUGGGGAUGAUAUGUCUCUUGAUGAGGUAGUAGGUGCUUUUAAGGAAGAAAUCCACAAACUGGCGGGAGACAUGAAAGGUUAUGUACAGAAGUUCACAAUCUGGAUAAAAACAAAUGCACAGGACUUAUCCCAUUGGGCCACACAGGAGAGUGCUAAAACCCACAAUGGUUCAGUAAGGAAAAGAGUGAAAAAGCAUGCCUUAUCCUUGCCUAAACCAACUACAUCUCGUGUCUGGAAAAGGGUCAGACUUCCCAGGACAAAUGGUAUACCUGUAGUGGAGGGGAUCAAAAUGCCACCAGUGAAACCUAGAAUUUUGAUGCCUCCAAAGCUUGGGAUGGCAGUGGAUAGCCGACUGCUUGGUUCUGCUCACCUUUAUGUUCCUCCUCCAUCUUUUAUAUCUCUUGGUUACAAGAUCCAUUUCAUACUGGGUGUUGUUGUGGUGUUUUUUAUCUGCUGUUCUGCAGCUCUUUUUGUUGGAAGGAAGGGAAAAUCCAAGAUCGUCCCUGGCCCAUAUGUACUAGAUGGUUUUUAUGCAUACAUAAUAACAGUGAGGACAAGCUUUAAACGAUAUGCUGGGACUAAUGCUCAAAUCAAGGUGCAACUGUUUUCUAACAGCUCAUCCUCACCAGAAUAUCUAUUGCCAAGGAAUGAUCAGGAAGUUUUGUCUCGAGGAAAGGAGGCUAUGCUCCUUGUUUACACCAAAGCUCCCCUUGGAGAACUUACACACGUCCUGGUAACUUUGAAUGGACAUGGUGUUAAGGCAAAAUGGCAUUUGACUGAUCUGACUGUGUCUGACCCUUGGGCUGACAGAGAGUGGUAUUUUGCCAUUGAUAAGUGGCUGAAACCAAAACUUAAUGGGGCUGCUCAAACCCAUACUCUUCCUUUAACUGAUGUUGGCCGUGCUUAUAACUUAAUGUGGAGUACUCUACUCAGAAUAAUCAUAAGGUACCACACAUGGAUUUAUCCUGUGUUUGGUGGUGGACAAGAACAUGCUGAGGUGCUUUCCAGACCAGCCACCCUUUUGCUCCUCUUUUCAAGUGUUGGAAACUUCCUACUUGGAAAUGUACUGAUGGAGACGGCACUCAUCACAGUUGGCAGUCACCAAUUUGCCCUACAUUUCUCAGCCAACACUUUUCUCAUAACGUUUGUUGUGAAUGCAGCCAUCUGUAUUGCCAACUGCGUCUGUGAAAUAUUCCUUGGAAAUAUGAAGUCAAAGAAAUUGUGUGCUAACAUCUUUGAUAGAGUGUCUGCAUUUCAAGCACACCAAGAAAGACUACGGACAACAGAAAGGAAUCGUUUGCAAGCCAUAGAUAGUAGCAUAGAUCUUGCACACAGCCACAUUCAUGAUAAGAAAUUCCUAUUCUCUCAAGCUUAUACCGGAUGCUAUGUACAUCAUGAGGAUGAGGAAAAUUUAGAGGGAAUCCAAUGUACACAAUUCCUAUGCAACAUGGCAAGAUCCAAAUCAGACACUGCUGUCAGCAAGAUUGGUAACAAAAAUGGCAAUAACAACACCAGCAACAGCAGCAGUGCCAGUGACAUGAGUGAUGUUGAUGAAAAUGGUCAAAGUCAUAGCACAAAUGAUGCAGGGAAUCCAAACAGCGAACAGCAGGGAAAUUCUCCAGCAGAAGCAAGUCAGUUUUCAAAUUUCCUCAGUCAGCUUCCACCAAUUACACCAGAUGACAUCCUGUUUGGAGAUAUUCCUCUUCCUGAAGGACUCCUUUUUGGAGAGGUACCAUUGCCAGAAGAUGGUGCCUUGCAGGACAUUCCCCUACCUCAAGGUAUAGUCUUUGAGGAAACCCCACUUGAAUUUAGAGAGAAUCCAAUCAAAAAGAAACACCUGAAAGCAAAGCGACCACCAGUUGACAGGAAAAGACUGCCUAAAAAGAGCAAAGAUGGGAGAAAAUCAAAGAGAUCACAGGGGACACAGCAUUGUGGACAUAAAUCUGCUGAAUCAGGAGCUACUGGGGGCAACACAGGUGUGGACAAACCUGACGUGAUGCAAGACCUCGUUGUUAAAAAAGGAAAAAUGGUCAUCCUCACACAGUCUGACUUGGAUGCUGGAGUUCAAAGGCAGUGCAUGAUUUGCAAGCAGCCUGUCGAGUCUAAAUACCCAUACCCAUACCACUGGGUGUGCAAGUUUGAGAGGGCCAUAGUGCUCCGACUGGCACAGCCCCCUGUCAAUGGACCAGAUGCAACUCUUAAGCAGGAGGCAGAUGCUCUGUAUGCUUAUAUGAGGUUACCAAAUCCAGCAGUGAUUAACAAAACAGUACCAACCUUUCCUAAGAAGAGAUUGAUUGACCUUGAGCCAAAGGAACAAGAGAUGUGGCUCAAUGAAUUAUUUAAAAUCAAUCCAAUUUGGGUAGAUGAGAAACUGGAUGAAGUUGAUCCCCCUAAACAGGCUCAGCAGCAGGUGCCAAAGACACCUAAGGUACAUUCCAAUAAGAUGGCCUUACUCACCCAAGAACAGCUAGAUGCAGGUGUAAGGCGAAAUUGUCUCCUGUGCCAGAAGCAAAUGAAAGAUCCAUAUCCAAUCCACUGGUAUUGCAAAUAUCAGAAGGCUGUACAGCUAGGAUGUGCAUCAGCUCCUGCCAAUGGCUCAGAAGCCACUGUUUAUGACACAGCUGGUGCUCUAUGUGAUUACAUGGGCAUACCAAGGUUGGCACAGAAGAACAAUGAUCAUGUAGAUGAUACUUACUUUCCUGAUGUGAAACUGACAGACCUGCCCCAAGAAGAACAACAAAUUUGGAUCAACAAGCUUUUGCAGAUCAAUCCCUUGUGGGCAGCAAAAAUGAGCUCAGUGGAGUCAGGUACAGGAGAGCCUUCAAGCAUGGAUAACAGCACAGAAGAGCCACCAUGUGAGAUGCAGUUGCCAGCAAGAAAUAUGAAAUCAGAACUAUCAACAGCAAUUUUAUGUUUGGCAAUAUUUAAGGCCCCAAGCACAAGAAGGAAAAGUAAUCCAACAGACAAAGAUCACAUAGAGAAAGGCUUGUCCUUGGGGAAUGCUGAGAAGACAACUGCUGAGUUCCUGAAUGAGCUAAUUGGUGACAUGGUCAACAUGCUAAUGAAGGACAAGACCUCUGCCAAAUAUGGGGUCCAAGGCUGGCAAACAAAAGUAUUUGAGUUCAUGACAACUUACCAGAAGACCCAGCUUCAGAAUAAGAGAAAACCUACAGCAGAGGGAGAUGAGGACAAAGACAUGUCCCAGAAUGAAGAACCAGAUAAGCAUGCACCAAAGAUAUCUCUAACUGAGAAGCUGAACAGAUCUGUGUUUGACACCAGGGGAUUUGAUACUGUUGUAAGAAGGUUGAGCCAGGAGAUGACUAAGAAGACCAUUUCAGAAGACCUAUCUGACCAUGAAAAUGAAUGGGGUGAUGACUUGAGUGACAAUAAGCUGCAACUGAAUAUAACUGGAGAGUACUACAGGCAGAAGGACAUCAAGGGAAGUGUAGAGUCAGUGGCACAAACUGGCAAGUCACUUCUUGCCCUUCACUUGCAACCUAUCUGUGAGCCUCAGAAUGUCACACAAGAGAUUAGAGUGCACAGUGGAAAAUUUGCUCCAGAUCUAAAACCACGGCAGACAAAAUCUGGUUAUGUGUAUGGUCGUAGUCUCACAAACCUGUCUGCAUCAGCUUCUGUGAACCACCUCAAAGAAGCUGUUCCACUGAUGCAAGCUAGGUCGAAGUCAAGACAAAAGGCAUCACUGACAAACUUGACGGCAUCAGGAUAUACAGCUCAGAGUAGUGUUCAGAAUAUAAUUGCUGGCACCAGACCCAAUUUAUCUCUGGGUGAAUUGAUCUCCAAAAUGAUAGCUAAUGACCCAGAUGCUGGUUUGAAUGUUUUCAAGAUGCUUCUAAUCAUACCAGAUGACAUUACAGCUGAGUCAGUGAAGGAUUUGGCCCAAGGUACCGCCCAUGGUCUUUUAGGCUCAUUUGAUGAUAUGUGUGACAUUGCCACUGAUGUCAGCCAGAUGGCUAUGAAAGAGUUUUCAAAUGAACUGGUUGAGAGUCUUCUGCAGAUUACCUCCACCAAGUUAGAUGCUGACAGACUGUGUAGUCAGAGCCCUUCCACAUGCCUGCUGACAAAUGAAGAAACUGAGAGUCAACAAUCAGGGCAAUGCUUACACCAUGACAUUCCAUCUACACAUACAAUCGUUGGCCAAGUACUGCAGCUUAUGGAGAAAGAAGUGAUUGAUAUCAGAAAUGACAAGAAUCAAAUGAUAAUAGAGGCAUUUACUUACCAUUACCUGGAUGCACUUGUUUUUAAUGCCAUCAUUAGAGCUCAUCAUGCCAUUCUACACCAGUGUGAUGGACAAAUUCAGGAUCAAGCCUGCCAUGAUAAAGAACAAGCUAUUAGACUUGCCCAAGAUCUUCUGCAUAAGGAUGUCAAAGCAUUUUAUAAUGACAACUGGGAGGCAUGCAAGGAGACAGUACAGCUAGGCUUCUUGGCUCUGAACAACUUCGGGGAUGUGUUUGUAAAGGAACAGGAAUUAAAGGAAUCAAUUUUGAAUUAUUCUGAGACAGUCGCCAGAAAUGUUGCUGCUUCUUUAAUGAAGAAGGCUGUACAAAUGCUGGGAUUACCCCUCAAAGAACAUGAGCUUCCAUAUGAGGAUGGGAGUCCAGCUUCCUCCAAUGAGUCAGAUGUUUCCUCCAUUGCAUUAGGGGAUGUCAUAGCAGUUCACAAAGAGCUCAUAGAUUGCAGAAACUUGCUUGAAAGUCUCAAAGAUGCUUACCUCAUGUCUGCAGAGAAUGGAAGACUCCUUAAACUACCGAGGGCAAGCAGAAGCCUUGACUCUGUAGUCAGAUCCCUGUCAGAGGUUAACAAGGCCAUGCCGUGCAAGAAAUUAAGCACAUCUUUGCCACAGGUAGAUCGCUUUGAGGAAAUGCACGGAAACAAAGCUGUCUUAUCUGCCUGUAAAAUUGCUCCUUUCAUGCCAUCAGGAUCCAAAGAUGUGGUCAUUGAUAUUGAUAUUAAACAAGCAAAAAAAAGGAGGAGCAGAAGCCUUGACUCUGUAGUCAGAUCGCUGUCAGAGGCUAACAAGGCCAUGCCGUGCAAGAAAUUAAGCACAUCUUUGCCACAGGUAGAUCGCUUUGAGGAAAUGCACGGAAACAAAGCUUUCUUAUCUGCCUGUAAAAUUGCUCCUUUCAUGCCAUCAGGAGCCCAAGAUGUGGUCAUUGAUAUGAAACAAGAAGAAGGAAGGAGCAGAAGCCUUGACUCUGUAGUUAGAUCCCUGUCAGAGGCUAACAAGGCCAUGCCGUGCAAGAAAUUAAGCACAUCUUUGCCACAGGUAGAUCGCUUUGAGGAAAUGCACGGAAACAAAGCUGUCUUAUCUGCCUGUAAAAUUGCUCCUUUCAUGCCAUCAGGAUCCAAAGAUGUGGUCAUUGACAUGGAUAUUAAACAAGAAGAAUACGUUGCUCUCGAUGUCAGUGUUGAUGUAGGAAAAGAAGAUCAUGAAUAUCCAGUUUUAAAACAGCCAAAUAAAGAAGCAAGACCUUUGAAUGAUAAGGAACUCCUGCAUGUAGAGAUGAUGGUUAAGGGAGAAUUUAAGAAACUACUUCCACACUGGGUGAAAUACAUCAUCUUUGCACUUUUGAUUUGUUCCAUUGCUGUGUCAUUUUUCGUCACUGCCAUUUAUGGCAUGUCAUUUGAAGACGAAAGUCUCUACCACUGGCUGCUACUGGUUGGUUUGGCCAUACUGGAGGAUUUCAUCAUUUUCCAGCCCGUCAAGUGCCUGCUUAUUCACUUUUACUUCAUGGUGUUCCCACGGCACAGAAACAGGAUCAACAACGCAGUCUAAGUGUAUUACCUUUAAUGAAUCGAUUAUCUAAAGCUAACUUUGAUUAAAUCUGACUUUGAUUUAUGAAACAGAAUCAUGAAAAUUACUUCAUUUAACUAUUUCUCAUUAUUUUUCAGUUUUUUUAAUCAGCAACUCGUGAACACUGCUGUUGAUUUCAUUAACUUUCAAAAAAAAAAGGGAAACAACAUUAUAUUUAGUCAUCUUUUGACUGCCCUAAGGAACAUCUGUGAUAAAAAAACUUCAUAAUUAUACAAAACAAUUCAAACUUUACAUUUGACUUUAA